Ustilago hordei is the source of this 693-nucleotide messenger RNA. RefSeq lists its product as uncharacterized. Lineage: Eukaryota; Fungi; Basidiomycota; Ustilaginomycetes; Ustilaginales; Ustilaginaceae. The transcript is spliced from 5 exons. The record is from RefSeq and is a predicted model, not a curated record. Bases 1 to 693 code for a protein of 230 amino acids.
AUGACUCUAAGUGAACUUGAUGUUGACACCAAUGGUCUGGUACCACAGUGGAUGACUGCCUUUGGUUCUAAUGAUAUCUGGGCCGCUGAGUGGAUGAAGAUCCACUCGACCAUUUGUGACGAGGAGUGUCACCAGCAACACUGCUCCUGCUCCUUCUCUCCAGAGAGUACCCUCUUCGUCAAGUACUGCACAGGGAUCUCCAAGGAGGCACCUCCUCUGUAUCAAACCUUGUCCCUCCUGUCUUUCCUGAGCUGUGUCAACUUCAUCAACACUGCUCCUCUUCUUCAUGUCCCUUUCGCCAGUGUCCUAUACACAGAUCUCCUUCCUUUGACCAGCGACGGUUCUCUUCUACUCCUGUCCUGUGGGCCCCUGAGUGACAUCCUUACUACUGAUCUCUGUGGAAUCUGCCACACGUUCUCGCUUGCUGCAGAUUCUGGUGGGAUUCGUGAUAUCGACGAUGCUCAUGCUGAUUACACUGUGGUCUGCCAUAGAGCUGAUUCUACUGCCGAUCUUGGUGAACUCUGCUGCAACUCCUACAAUCUACCCGAUUCCACGAUUCCUGCGCUACCUUCAUAUGAACUUCGGUCUUUCCUCGUUCUGCGCACCCAGGCCCAUGACAGAGGAGCAGUGUCGAAGGAGUCGACACAGCUCAAGAGGCACAGGGGUGCCAAGCAAGCAGGAGAGGCCCCCUGA